AUGUUGAGGAAAUCAAUGAACAACCGGGAACAUGGGAAAGUUACUAUUAAGAAAGAAGGAAAUGAAUCCAUUGAACGAUUAGGAUCACAUCAGGGACUCAAAGAAGAUUACUCUCUCUUAGGAGCAAAUUCUCCGUCUCCUGCUGAUACUACGGAGAGUAAUUUCGGAGUCCAUACUAGUGAACUAGCAUCAAAUGUUAGCCAUGAUUCGGUCGUUUCUGAUCUUCACCAUAAAAACUGUAUGGUUCCCAACUCGAGAGCAAGCAUCUCAAUAAACAAUCACCACAAUAGACACGGUACUUCACAUACAGCAAUCAAGCGAGAGAGCUCUGUUAUUUCCGAUGAUAUUACCCAUUCCGAGAUUGAUGAAACAGAAACAGGGAAAUACUCAGCUCGUCACAAGCAAUUGAUUGAACAAGCUUGUGACUCCUGCCGGAGAAAAAAGCUAAGAUGCACGAAAGAGUUCCCGAAAUGUUCCAAGUGCACAGAUCAUGGUUGGGAGUGCGUCUACUCACCACGAGCAGUAAGAUCUCCCUUGACUAGGGCACAUCUGACGGAAGUGGAAAGCAGAGUGAGGCAAUUGGAGUCGUUUUUGAUGAAGGCUUUCCCGAGUGAGAAUUUAGAUCAUAUUCUUGAAAACUUCACCCCGCCUGACUCGCUAACUUCAUCAUCAAGCAACUCUCCUAACUUUGGUGCACGAUCGAUUGUGACACCUCGACAAUCACAAAGUAGCAUCCCUACUACCAAGAUGUUCAAAGAUCCUAUUGCCAGUGACACAUCUACCACGCUUCCCAAAAUUGGUUCCCCGCAGAGAAUGUUCACGAGAUUACCGGAUGAGUUCUUAGCGGGUGAUCUCUCCAAUAAUACCAAUUUUGAUUGGUCAGAAGAUGAUGAAGAUUAUGAAAGACGAUAUUCAUCGAAUGCUUCAGCCUCUUCACCCUCUUCCACAACCUCGUUACAUGAGAAGAAUUCUAUGGUCUCACUAAGCCACCUUGAUCAAUUUCCAGGCGGACAAGGCCAAGAGUCAACAUUCACCACAAAGACAAACAACUCAUCAAUAUGUACGUCUCCUUAUUUGAGAGCAUCCGUGCCAUCAAUCGUGACGGAUGGAAUGGGUGUCAAUUCAAACAAAUCAGGAUUCCUUGGAAUUGGAUCAUCGUCUUCAUUUUUAAGGGUAAUGAGGAUUGGCAAGAUUGAUGAGGAGAGAUCUGAAGAUGCAGACAUAAUUAUGGAUGAUCUUGAUUUGAAGGAAUUGGAUGAACCUAGUACUGAGAAAAACCAACCACUUUAUGCAAGCCAGCCUAUGAAUCCAGAAUUGAAAGAACAAAUUGUGGACGGUCUGAAAAAGGGACUUCAUUCAUUAGAGCAGACUAAGAGGGAAGAAGACAUGGAAUCUUACAUGAACUUGAAAUCUACGGAGGAACAAUUUUUGGCUAGCUAUUUCCGUUACUACCAUACGUCAUACCCAUUCAUACACAAGGAGACAUUCAUGAAGCAUUACAACAAGGAGUUGCCUGUUAAGAAUGAACUUCAUUGGCAAGCUCUUUUGAACACCGUACUAGCUUUGGGAUGUUGGUGCUUGCAUGGUGAAAACUCAAUGCUUGAUUUGGCUUACUAUCAACGCGCCAAAAAGGCUUUGAAUGUAGGAGCAAAUGGUUUUGAGUGUGGAAAUCUCAUGUUGUUGAGCUCUCUUGUGCUUUUGAGCAACUUCUCCCAAAAGAGAAACAAGCCAAAUACAGGUUGGAACUUCCUUGGGAUUGCAGUCAGAAUGGCAAUGUCUUUAGGUUUACACAAAGAAUUUCAAGAACAAGGAAACAAUGCUGGAACUAGAAAAGAGGAGAUCCUCAAUUUGGAGAUCAAAAGACGCUUAUGGUGGGGACUAUACAUUUUUGACGCAGGGGCUUCAAUUACGUUUGGAAGACCAAUAAAUUUACCUCCCUUGGAUACGGUUGAUGUGAAAAUGAUGAGCAACAUAAACGAUGAAGAGCUCUCGAGGUUAAUUGAGAAUCGGAAUAUUUCUGGAUUUAUAAGUGAUGACAUGCUCAACGAUGGGUACCCCACUCUAUACUCUGCAAUGAUCCAGCAAACCAAGUUGACUUUUGUGACAAACCCAAUUUAUUCACGAAUUCUUGCAAAGCCUCCUCCAACUCUUCAAGAAUGCUUUGAAAUGAAUCUGAACAUCGAAAGUUUCAUUUCUGAGCUACCAAGAUAUUUCCACGAAGAUGAUCUUAUAGCAAGAAAGGAAUUUUUUGGUUCUAUUCCCAAAGAUCUUCUUUUGACCGCUGACGAGUCAAGGUUCCCCGAAUGGUUUUCAUUAUCCAGGAAUAGACUUAUUUGGAGGUACAAGAACAUGCAAAUUAUCUUAUUCAGGCCAUUUAUUUGGCAAAGGAUUGUUGCAGUCCAAGAUCCAGAGGUCAUGAAGCUCUGCAAGUGUGAAGAGGCCAAAGAAGGAAGAAGAAUCUGUCUCAAGGCAGCUUCAGAAACAAUCAAGUCAAUUGGUAAAUUUGUGAAAAACAAUGAGGCAAAUUUGUCAAUUAUAGCUGUUUGGUAUGCAACGUACUUCUUAUUCCAGGCUGUGUUGAUCCCUAUUGCAUGUCUCUGUUCCGAGCCUUUUUCUUCCCACUCAGCAUCAUGGAUCGAUGACGUGAAUACUGCCAAAGGUGCGCUGAGCUUGAUGUCGAAGUAUAAUUCGAUGGGAUCCAAAUUAUCAAAAGUGAUCGAUAAGCUUUUAAGCAAAACUUCUUUAACCGAGAAACAUAAAUUUGCAAAAUCAACAGAUGCAAAUUCGCAGUCAAAGAGGCCAAAUUUCGGCAAAGGAAACUUCGCAAGUUCUAACACUUUGCAAACUGGCAAUGAAGGAAGCGUUUCAGCUUUAGGCUUAAGUGGUUCUGACCUCAGGGAAGUUUCUGAAGAGCAAGCGAUUGGACCUGAGAGGUCACUCAGGAUUGAUCCACCAGAAAAGAGGUUUAAAGGAGCAGGAAGUAUGUUUGUGGGUUCGAGUUCGAACUCAGAAACUUUUUCAAGAUUCAACUCGAUUGGGGGUUUAGAAAGUUUUGAAAAAGGAAGUGAAGACAAUGAACCGGGUCUGGCGAGUAUGGAUGACGAGCGAUUAAACUUCACUGGAUUUUCUCCUGCAAGUGUGAGAUUAUCGACAAGUGGAGACUUUUCCAUGGCGCCCGCUAUAAACGAUGAGUAUAUGACCAAAACCAAUGAGAAACCUAACGACAUUCAAAGCGAGAAAUCAGAAUUACUGAAUGAUAUCUAUUCCAUGAUAUUCGAUGAAUUCACUGAUCCUAUGGCUUUUAGUGUUGAAUAA
Messenger RNA from Ogataea philodendri, 3315 nucleotides. RefSeq lists its product as uncharacterized. The record is from RefSeq and is a predicted model, not a curated record. The transcript has a single exon. Bases 1 to 3315 code for a protein of 1104 amino acids. Gene Ontology annotation, biological process: DNA-templated transcription; positive regulation of transcription from RNA polymerase II promoter by galactose. Gene Ontology annotation, cellular component: nucleus. Gene Ontology annotation, molecular function: RNA polymerase II cis-regulatory region sequence-specific DNA binding; zinc ion binding; DNA-binding transcription factor activity, RNA polymerase II-specific. NCBI's taxonomy places the organism in Eukaryota, Fungi, Ascomycota, Pichiomycetes, Pichiales, Pichiaceae.